This is a messenger RNA of Coffea eugenioides, 2126 nucleotides long. RefSeq names its product receptor-like protein EIX2. The transcript has 2 exons. Gene Ontology annotation, molecular function: protein binding. The coding region runs from base 1 to 2001 and encodes 666 amino acids. Lineage: Eukaryota; Viridiplantae; Streptophyta; Magnoliopsida; Gentianales; Rubiaceae. The record is from RefSeq and is a predicted model, not a curated record.
AUGAUCUCUCUAGUUCAUCUCGAUCUAUCUUCAAACCGCUUUGAUGCUUCAACGUUGAAAUCACUUUGUAAUGUAAGCAGUCUUACUUAUUUGGAUCUGAGGGAUAAUAAUGUGCAAGGGUCAAUACCAAGUGAAAUAGGCCAACUUAUAAAUCUUACUUAUUUGGAUAUGAGGUUUAAUAAUUUGCAAGGGUCAAUACCAAGUGAAAUAAGCCAACUUAUAAAUCUUACUUAUUUGGAUCUGAGGGAUAAUAAUGUGCAAGGGUCAAUACCAAGUGAAAUAGGCCAGCUUUCAAAAUUAACAAACCUAUCAUUGUCUGGUAACAGCUUAAAUGGUACCAUACCGACCAAUCUUUGGCAACUGACGAAGCUACAAGAUUUUGACAUUGGUUACAAUUCAUUAACUGGUGUCCUAUCUGAAGACCAUUUUUCGAAACUCCGAGAGCUAAAGUCACUGGACCUAUCUGGAAGCUCACUUGCUCUGAACGUGAGCUCCUCGUGGGUUCCCCCUUUUCAACUCCGACGAAUUCGGAUGGGAUCCAUCAUUGUGGGACCCAGGUUUCCAGCUUGGCUUCGGACUCAGAAGGAGGUUGAGGUGUUACACAUGCGGAACGCGAGCAUUUCAGAUGCCAUACCCAGCUGGUUUCGAGUGCUUUGUCAUAAUAUUACGUCAGUAGAUCUCUCCAGCAACAGCCUAACUGGAAAUCCUUUGGAGUUCAAAUUUAAUGGAUCUCUCCAGCAACACAAUUUUCUUACUGGACAUAUUCCGCAGCUUGAAGUUGGUCAAACGGUUGUACCUGCGCUGUCGUCUCUCUUACUAAAUGAUAACCGUUUUACAGGUACUAUCCCUGAAGACUUGUGCAAGUCGGAAUAUUUGUCAGAAUUGGAUCUAUCCAACAAUCUUCUGUCCGGAAGAGUUCCUCUGUGUCUAGGAAACUUGCGAUACCUGGAUACCCUAAACUUGGCAAAUAACAGUCUAUCCGGUCAAAUUCCGAGUUCACUGGGUAACUUGUGGCGACUUGAUGCUCUGCAUUUGAAUGGAAACAAAUUCGUUGGGAAGCUCCCUACCUCAAUGCAGCAUCUGAGAAAUUUGCAAACUCUUGAUCUCGGUGACAAUGGAUUGAAGGAUAUUAUACCAGCUUGGAUUGGGGAAAGGUUAUCAAAUUUAAGGUUUCUAAGAUUUCAGUCAAAUAACUUCCACGGACCUAUUUCCGAUACACUCUGCCAACUCUCAUAUCUUCAAGUUCUGAACUUAGCACAUAAUAACUUGAGUGGAUUUAUUCCUCACUGCUUUAACAACAUUAGUGCCAUGGUAUCCUCACUGCUACAUGGAGAUGGUGGCGUUGAUUCACAAGAAAGCCUUGAAGACAUUAAGGGAGGAAGAGAAGUUGAGUAUGACGUAUGGAGCCUUUUGCUUGUUAGAUCCGUAAGCCUCUCAGCAAAUAAUUUAGUUGGCGAGAUCCCUGAUGAGAUAAUGGAGCUGGUUCAAUUGCAAUUUUUUAAUCUUUCACAAAAUCACUUGACUGGAAGGAUCCCCAAGAAGAUUGGCAACUUGAAGCAACUUGAGGCGCUUGAUCUAUCAAUGAAUGCCUUCGGUGCAAUCCCUGAAACCUUAUCUGAUUUGUACUCGUUGAGCUUCCUGAAUUUGUCACACAAUACACUUUCAGGGCCAAUACCAUCAGGAAAUCAGCUUCAAACCUUGACCGAUCCAUCCAUCUAUGAAGGAAACAGUGGACUCUGUGGCAAACCGCUCCCAAACAACUGCUGGGAACACAAAUUGCCUGCCAAAAAUGGGCCUAUUGAUGAUGAUGAAGGCCACAGCGAAUCUGAUUGGUCUUGGUUUUAUGCUGGAAUAGGACCGGGUUUUGCUGCCGGGCUGUCAGGAGUUUUGGGAAUCCUUCUCUUCAAGAAGUCAUGGCGCUAUGCAUAUUUCAAGUUUAUAGAAAGUGCCUGUGACAAAAUCUGGGUAAAGACUACUCGCCUGAGGAGGAAUUUCCGUUGAGCCCACAAUCAUUCGAGUGCUCGCAGCUGCUGUUGUUUGGCUCUCAGAAUGAUUUGAGAAGUAGACCUCCUUUUAUAGACCUCCUUUUAUAUGCUAUGAAUUGUAUGUCAAUAAAAGUUAUAAUA